Naumovozyma castellii is the source of this 2190-nucleotide messenger RNA. RefSeq lists its product as uncharacterized. The coding region runs from base 1 to 2190 and encodes 729 amino acids. The record is from RefSeq and is a predicted model, not a curated record. The transcript has a single exon. NCBI's taxonomy places the organism in Eukaryota, Fungi, Ascomycota, Saccharomycetes, Saccharomycetales, Saccharomycetaceae.
AUGUUUAGAGUAUUGGGUGCCCUCAGGGGCGGGUCCAAGACAGCGGAGGAAACUAUGACCCCAGAAGAAAGAACAAAGACAGUCCUGAAGCAGGCUCAUGAUUUUGAAUUGGCUUUGAGAGCCAUGGAUUACGUCCUGGAUGAUAGAGCCGAACAAGGAUUGGCUCUCUUAGAUGAGAGUGAAAAGAAGGAUGGCCCAGAUCAUACUAUUAAUGUCCUGGCAAGAGGUGUCAUUGAAUUCUUAGAAGCUACAUUGGGGUUUGAGGCCGCUGAAAUGAAGAAGGCUUCUGCUACUCUGGCACGCGCUGAGAAUUUGUCAUUGAAGAGUAGACAACGUGCUCAGAAAUUGGCUUUGAGAUCCAGUUCGUUGUACCCACCUGGUACAGUGUAUGCUGUCACGUAUACUGAAUCAUGUUUGUUGCAUGCCUUGUUGAUGCUUUUCAGUGAAAGUAUGAUGGAAGCUGCUAAGGCCGUCUUGAAAUUAAGAAAGUCUUAUUAUAUGUUGCAAGAGAUCUUGGAAGAAAUUAAGAAGGCCCACAAGACUAAGAAAUCCAUGAUGUACAACUCUGAAGCAAGUGAAUCAUCGGCAAGCUUCAUUACCUCGGGAGCACCAUUCCAUUCAGUGGAUAUCCCAUUCGUAUUAACUCCUGAGGAACAAAAAAAUAAGGAUUUACUAAAAUUUGCUGAAGAAGUACACAAGAUGAGGACAGAAAGAUUAUCAGGAGCUCACAUUGGGAACCCUCCAGCAAUCAAUAGACUGAGAAAUGAAUUAGGCUUACAAGCAAUGGAUUCUUUACCUAAGGAGGAUAUCAAAGAACACACUUAUUUAACAGAUGAUAUUGACGCCAGUCAAGCAACCAUUGAUGAGUUUAUUCAUUCCGGUGUGAAUUUAUGCUUUGGUAUAUUACAAGUCGUAUUAUCAUUGUUACCUCCCGCCAUUGGUGCAGUGCUUUCCGUCAUUGGAUUCCGUGGGUCCCGUGAAGAAGGUCUUAGAUUAGUCUGGAAAUCUACCAAGCAGAGAAAUGUUCAUGGUUGUAUUGGAUUAUUAGGGUUGAUGUUUUAUUAUGAUGGACCCUUCCAAUUUACAGAUGAUGAUUUUGACAUUCCAGCAACAGUGAAUAAAUUAUCAACAACUAAAACUAAUGACAGCAUGGCCUCAUUGGAAAUGGAUGGCCCCACUUUAUUGCAUCCGGGGAAAAUAUUGGAAGAUGCAUUAUUACAAUCAAGAGCACUAUUCCCCAAUAGUGCCCUAUGGUUAUUGAAUGAGGCCAGAAUGCUUUCCGCUAAGGGCCGCUUGGAGGAAGCAGUAGCAUUAAUGGAUUCCAUCGAGGUGUCAAGCAUACAUAUGAGACAAGUUAAAGUCCUUAUGAUUUUCGAUCGUUCCAUCACAUUGGUUCAUUUGCAUGAAUACGAAAGGGCUGCUGAGGAUUUGUUAUCAUUAUUGGAUUGUAGUGAUUGGUCUCAUGCACUUUACACUUAUUUUGCAGGUUGUUGUUAUCUGGAAAACUGGAGAAUGUGUCAAAUGGGGUUGAAGGAUAAAGAAAAGGAAGCAUUCUAUAAGGAAAAAGCCACAGAAUUAAUAUUCAAUGCAGAGAAAUUACUAGGUAAGAAAACUUUCAAAGCCAAGAAUUUACCAUUAGAUAGAUUCAUGUUGAGAAAAGUGGAACAAUUCAAACAAACAAAGAAUGCAUUGAAAUUGGAAGACCCUUUGGAUGCUAUUGCCACGUCUCCAGUUCAUGAAUUAGCAUAUUUCUACAAUGGGUAUAAUAGAAUGACUGAAGAUGGAUUAGAACUAACCAAGAAAAUGUUGACAGAAUAUUCAAACCCAGCUAUCGUCGCAGCCAACCCUGAUCAAGAAUUAAUCAAAAAUAUUUUAUUAUCAUUAACACUUAGAAGAUUGGGUGACGUUCAAGAAGGCUGUGAUCUAUUAGAUGAAAAAGUUCUACCUAAAUUUUUUUCUGUUGUGAAUGGCAAGCCCAAGUAUGUGAAAAAGACGGAAGAUCCAUGGGCAUAUCCAACUGCCUUGUAUGAGAGAGCUUUGUUCACUUGGAAACUGAAGGGUAUGGAGGGGCUUGCUGAGAGUAAAGAAUGGUUAUACAGAGCGCAAGGUUACGCAGAUGAUUACGAAUUGAGUACACGUAUAGGAAUGAAGAUUAAAGCGGCCAUUGAUAGAGUUGAGCAUGCCAAUUGA